Molecule: messenger RNA, 4667 nt
Organism: Scheffersomyces coipomensis
Lineage: Eukaryota; Fungi; Ascomycota; Pichiomycetes; Serinales; Debaryomycetaceae
Gene: LTE1
Product: mitotic regulator
Exons: 2
Coding region: 120-4667 (1515 amino acids)
Biological process (GO): positive regulation of GTPase activity; Ras protein signal transduction
Cellular component (GO): plasma membrane
Molecular function (GO): guanyl-nucleotide exchange factor activity
Source: RefSeq, a predicted model, not a curated record
CGUUCAUUUAAUCAAUCAUUUACUCAAUCGUUCAAUCAAUCAGUCGUUCAUUCAAUCAACUGUUAUAAUCAUUGAGGAUACCUCAACUCGUCAGUUCUUCAUUCACUUACUCAUUGACCAUGGGAGAUACAGUGAUAAAUCAAAAUAAUAUCUUAGAUGAUACUAUUGAAAAUAACAAUCAUCACAAUACAAGUGAUCCCAUAAUAGUUACUUCGCCUGAUGGUAGUCACCUACUUCAAUUAGAUCAUGAAAUAGCUGAUAUAUCCACCGAUACAAUCACUGAACAUCUUCAUAAUGAUACCCAUAAAUCUUCAACCAUACAUCCAGAUUUCAUCUAUAAUAAACAUAAUGAAUCCAUCUUUGAUGAUGAAAGAAUCUUUCCAAGUUUACAAUCCUCAAGUGAUAAUUCAAAUCAAGAUAUAGUAAAAUUCGAUGAAAAGAAUCCUGAUUUAAUUAAUAAUGCCACUUUAAGAGCUUUAAUAGUUCAAUUAACUUCACCAGAAGUAAUUGAUUAUAACUUAAUUUGUGAUUUCUUUUUAACUUAUCGAAUCUUUGUAAAUAGUGAAAAGGUAAUGAACCUUCUAUUAACAAGAUUGAUUUGGUCAUUACAAUAUAUAAAUUCAAAAGAUGAAUCAAAUAUAAAAGUUGGUAAACUAGUAUUAUUAAGAACAUUCGUGGUCAUUAGACAUUGGAUUAUCAAUUAUUUCAUAGAUGAUUUUGAUUCAUAUUCUGGUAUCUGUGAUUUAUUUUCGUCAACCAUAAAUGAUAUAACUAAUAAAUCAAAUUUAAUUAGAAAGAAUAAUAAUAAUGAUAAUUCUCAACAACAAGAAGAAGAACAAACUAACGACACUGAUGAUAUUGAUGACCCAAAUUUUAUGAUGUUCGAAAAGAAAAUCUUAACUGAUUUAAAAAUACAUUGGUUGAAUCAAUUAAAUGAAUUCUGGCAAUUAAAUAUCGAUAUUGAAAUUUUAAUUCAAAAUAAAUCAAUUUUAAAUUAUAUAUUACCCUUAACUAAUGAAAUUUCAAACUUUAAAAAAUUAUCAAAAUCAACUACUGAUAUGUCAAUUCAUACAAAUCCAUCAUAUAGAAGAUCUGCUAUGCUUUCAUUAUACGAUCAUCAAAAAGUAAAUCAUAAAAUGAUCAUAUAUGAUCAUAAUAAUGUCGAUUAUAUGCCAAAGGAUGAAAAUUAUCCUCAAUAUUCCAUAAAUAAUUUGUUAUUACAACAUCAAUCAUCUCGUAUAUCAAUUAAUACUAAAUUACAUGACUUUCAAAAUCAAUCUACUCGAUCACCUAUACCAUUCAAUUCAAAUACAAAUUCAAAUUUAAAUUUAAAUGCAAUUGUUAAUAAUGCUAAUAAAAAUCAAUUUAAACGUCCUCCUCAUAAUCAUUUGAAUCUUAAUGAUUCAUCCAUCGCAUUAAAGAAAACAACUGUUAAAAGUGGUAAUGAAUUAGAAAAUUUAAUGGAAAAUCAUCAACUGAAUGCUACUCCAAAGACUCAAAACGAAGAUGAUAAUGAACAAGAUGUUAUUCUUUAUGUAAGUUCCCCAGCAUCAUCUUCUGAAAAUUCAGGAUUUUCCACUAAUGGUAAUAUAAAACUUCCAACUUCAAAAGUAACACAAAUUUUACCACCUACUCCUGUUAAAAGAAUGGAAUAUUUCUUAAAGGUAGACUAUACUCAAUCAUCAAAUUCAUUAAAUAAUGCAUCACCUACAAAAAGAAGAAAAUCUUCUUCAAUACUGGGACAAUUUGCAAGACCUCAAACAGCUUAUCUUGAUGAUAAUGAAGAGUUUAUUGGUAGAAAGAAUUCAAUCAAGAAAUUAGUUGAUGGUUUUAAAAAGUCAAUUUAUAAUACCAAAUCAAAUUCAAGUAUUCAAUCAUCACAAGAUCCAAAUAAUACUGAACAAUUGAAUAGAAUGUUAAAUAAUGCUAUCAAUGUUAUUAGUGAUCCAAAUGAAAAAUCCAAGAAUGUUGAGGUUGAUUCCGAAAUUGGAACUAGAACUGAUAUUUUAAGUGCUAGAAUAAUAGAUGAAUUAGAGUUCUUAAUUAGAUACUAUUUCCAAAGCGAUUCUCAAACUGAUACUAUUAUUGAAGAUGAGAGAACUACUAAUUAUUAUCAUGAUACUCAAAAUGAACGCACCAGUAAUAGAAUGGAUAAGUUUGUUGAUGUUGAUCUUGAUGAUCUCGAUUUGCAGGAAGAAUCGCCAGCUAAAAGACUUAGAGUUUCCAAGAAUGAUGUUAUUGAUUUAGACGAUAAAGCACUUGAUGAUGAAGAUGAUAACAAUAAUAACAGUGAUAUGGACAUUAAUGAUUUAUCAGAAUUAAAUAUUGUCAAAAUUGAUAACCUUAUAAAUGUGAAUGAUGCCAAGUCUAUAAAACAAAGUAAUGAAAAAUUAGUUUCUACUGAUAACUUAUUAAACAAUAUGUCUCAUGAGUCUUCAUUCCAAAGACCUAUAAGUAUUAACUGGAAUGAUGAAGGAGAGUUGAAUCUUGAUCAUUCUGAAGAUCCUGAAAUAUUUGAAGAUAGUGUUUCUCAUCAAGAAGACGAUGAAGAUGAUGAUGAAUAUUUAAUGCAACCCAAAGAUUCGGAAUUUGUAUUUCAAAAAUCAAUUCCCUCUAAAAUCAAAACUGAUCAUUCAUUCGAUUCAUCUGUUUCCACUCCAAGUAAUAUGACUCAAUAUGGUGAAGAUAUAGCUGAUUUGGGUAUUGCAUUGAGUCCACAACUGAUGAAACAGAAUGUUAGAAGAAUCAGUUUUAAUGAUAGUAUUAGAUCAUCCCAUCAUCGUAAAAGAAUGUCAAACUCAAAUGGCUCAAUGUUUAAGAGAGAUUCCGUAAAAUCUUAUCUCAGUUAUGAUUCAGCAUUUUCAAUAUCAAAUGGUUCUCGUGGAUCUUAUAAAAAUCACAACGAUGGUUUUGACUUUGGGUUAAAAAAGAAAACUGGAUUUAAUAAUUUGAGACCUUCAGAAAAUACCAAUAAUAAUAGUGAAGAGGAAGAAGAAAUACAACAUGCAAGAACUUCGUCGAGUGGAAAAUCGUUAGACUUGCCAGUAAGAAUUAAGUCUACUUCAAGUUCGUUUCCGUCUAGAUCCUCAUCCUUGCAUAGAAGUGUUAGAUUCAGCACUUUAUGCGCUCUAACCGAAUUACCAUUUAAUGAAUGCCAAAGAAAUUCACAAUUCACCAAUGAGCAACGUUAUUCGUUGAAUAAAAGAAACUCAACCGCAUCGGGUGAAGGUGGUAAUGAUAGUUCAAUAUUUUCAGUUGCGGUUAAAAGUCGAAAGAAUUCAGUUAAAACUACAAAUCAUGAUAGUUAUAGUUCUUCAACUAAUUCAGUUGCUAUUCCGGGAAUCAGCAAUUAUGUGUUGAAAGAAUUAGCUGCUAUACCUGAUGAAUCAUUUCAAUCCACUAAUCCAGUUGAUUUCGCAUUAUUCAAAUUAGAAGGUAAACCAAGUUCAGAUGCGGUCAUUUCAUCAAAGGACAAAGCAAAUAUUAACAAUGAUGGUAAUACUCAAGAUAUUUUAAAUGAAAUUAAUAAUGCCCAUACUAUAGAUGUAAUUGAGUAUACUCAAGUUGAUGUAACCAUGGAAGCACCUUUAACUCCUGUUAAGAAAUCUUCGCCAGUUUCAAAUCCAUCUACUUCAACCCCUAAUAAUGAUAAUCUUUUUGUUUUAAGUCAUUCAAAUUUAAAUAGUAGAGCUACCAGUCCAGGUAUUAAAUCACCUAAAAGGAUACUAGAAAAUUAUACUAUUUCUUCGGAAGCAUUAUCAAUUGAAAAUGUUAUAAAUUCAAAUUCUCAUAUUUCAUUAGUUUUAAGUUAUGAUUCCCAAUCUUUAGCUGAACAUUUCACUGUAAUUGAAAAGGAUAUGUUACAAGAAAUUGAUUGGAAAGAAUUAAUUGAAUUAAAAUGGAAUAAAAAUUUAACUCCAGUUAACAGUUGGUUAGAAAUCAUUGUUAAUGAUAACUUUUAUAAUAAGAAUAAAGGGGUCAAUUUAGUUAUUGCUAGAUUUAAUUUAAUGGUUAAUUGGAUAAUUUCAGAGAUUUUAUUAACAACAAGACAAUCGGAAAGAAUCACAAUUAUUUCAAGAUUUAUUCAUAUUGCUCAAAAUUGUUAUACAUUACAAAAUUAUUCAUCCAUGAUGCAAAUUAUAUUAGCGUUAACAUCUGAAAAAGUUCAAAAAUUAAAAGAAACUUGGAAAAGUUUAAGUCCAGGAGAUAUUUUAAUUCUUAAGAAUUUAGAAGAUUUAUCUUCACCUUUAAAGAAUUUCCUUAAUGUUAGAUUAUCAAUAAAUCAAAUGAAACCUUCGAAAGGUUGUAUACCAUUUGUUGGAUUAUAUCUUUCAGAUUUAAUUUUUAAUGCUGAAAGACCAACAUUAAUUAAAAGAAGAAUUCCAUUAAAAGAAGUUUCUCCUCCAGAUAAUGGUGAAUCUAAAGCAGCUGUUGAUAUUAGUAAUUCAACUAUGGGUUCAGAAAAUGAAGACAACGUUUUAAUCAACUUUUCUAAAUUCAGAACAGCUGUUCAUAUAGUGAAAUCAUUGUCACAAUGUAUAGAAUGGUCAUCAUGCUACAAACUUAACAUCGAUUCAGAAUUAUUAUCGAAAUGUUUAUAUAUUAAAUCAUUAGAUGAAGAAGAAAUGAACUACUGUUUGCAAGCACUUGAUGAAUUACCUCAUUAG